CCGGGGAUGCCAGGGAAACAGGGAUUCAGAGGCAGAGGAGGGCAGUCUGGUGUACAGGGAGAGAUUGGCCCUUCUGGACCUGCUGGUUCACCAGGGCCCACGGGAUAUGAUGGAUCUGUUGGAGAUCUGGGGAGACAGGGAAAUGAUGGAUCUAAGGGAGAGAGAGGCCACCCUGGUAUCCAAGGUGCUUCUGGACUGAGAGGAGACAAGGGUCAGACUGGCCAAGGGGGAUUCGUUGGUUUUCCAGGACCUUUGGGGGAGAUGGGAAAAUCUGGAGAACCAGGGCCUGAAGGAGAGCCCGGUAUUAAGGGCCGACCAGGAGUCCCUGGAGGAACCGGGUUUAAAGGUCACAAGGGACAUCAGGGUGUUUCAGGGAGCAGAGGACAGGACGGCAUUCACGGUGCAUCUGGAUCGAUUGGACCAUCAGGAUCAGAUGGAGAUAAAGGACCUCAGGGUCCCCAAGGUUUACAGGGAAGGCCUGGUGCACCAGGAGUCCAAGGUCCCGUUGGAAAAAGCGUGAGUUUUAUUUUCCUUUCCUGAUUGACAGCAUUUCCAAACCCUUCAGUCUCUUAGUUAUGUAACUCUCCAUCUUGUGGUAUAUUUAGCUGUUAAAAAUGUAAUAGUUUGCCAAUUCUGACAUUACUGUCUAAGAAUAUGACCUACA
Messenger RNA from Puntigrus tetrazona (Sumatra barb), 664 nucleotides. RefSeq names its product collagen alpha-2(I) chain-like. The record is from RefSeq and is a predicted model, not a curated record. The coding region runs from base 7 to 540 and encodes 177 amino acids. NCBI's taxonomy places the organism in Eukaryota, Metazoa, Chordata, Actinopteri, Cypriniformes, Cyprinidae. The transcript has 9 exons.